Prunus armeniaca (apricot) is the source of this 1314-nucleotide messenger RNA. The record is from the annotation of a GenBank genome assembly. Lineage: Eukaryota; Viridiplantae; Streptophyta; Magnoliopsida; Rosales; Rosaceae.
AUGGGAGCGCGUUGCUUCUGCCCCUGUUUCGACUUCGACGACCACGAUCACGACAAUCGCACUGCACAAACCGAGCUCGACCCCGUCCUACUCGUGUCCGGCAUCGGAGGCUCCAUUCUGCAUUCCAAGAGGAAGAAGCUCGGGUUCGACACCCGGGUUUGGGUUCGGAUCCUACUGGCCGACUUGGAGUUCAAGAAGAAGCUCUGGUCUGUCUAUAAUCCCCAAACAGGUUAUACAGAAACACUAGACAAAGACACUGAAAUUGUGGUCCCGGAUGACGAUUAUGGGCUAUACGCAAUUGAUAUUCUAGAUCCUUCUUGGUUCCAUGAUAUGAUUGAUAUGCUAGUGGGAUGUGGGUAUAAGAAAGGAGCCACUUUGUUUGGAUAUGGCUAUGAUUUCCGACAAAGCAAUAGAAUUGACAAGUUAAUGGAAGGUCUUAAGGUGAAAUUGGAAACUGCUUACAAGGCUUCUGGGGGUAGAAAAGUAAAUAUAAUUUCACAUUCAAUGGGUGGACUGCUAGUCACAUGUUUUAUGUCACUCCAUAAUGAUGUAUUUUUGAAGUAUGUGAGUAAAUGGAUUUGCAUAGCUUGCCCUUUUCAAGGUGCGCCAGGAUGCAUCAAUGACUCUCUCUUAACUGGAUUGCAGUUUGUUGAAGGCUUGGAGAGCUACUUUUUCGUAUCAAGGUGGACUAUGCACCAGCUGUUGGUUGAGUGCCCAUCAAUCUAUGAGAUGCUGGCAAAUCCUAAAUUUGAUUGGAAAGAGCUGCCAGAAAUUCAGGUUUGGAGGAAGCAUUCUAAGGAUGGGGAAACUUUUGUGGAUCUGGAGUCUUAUGGCCCAAUUGAAAGCAUACCUUUGUUUGAAGAAGCAUUGAAACAUAAUGAGCUAAGUUAUGAUGGUAAAACGGUUGCUUUGCCAUUUAACUUUUCUAUUCUCAGAUGGGCUGCUGAGACUCGCCAGGUUUUAAACAAUGCUAAACUACCAGAUGGAGUCUGCUUCUAUAACAUUUAUGGAACAUCAUUCGACACACCUUUUGAUGUUUGCUAUGGUUCGAAGACAUCUCCAAUUGAGGACUUUUCUGAAAUAUGCCAUUCAAUGCCUCAAUAUUCUUAUGUGGAUGGAGAUGAAACAGUUCCGGCUGAGUCAGCAAAGGCAGAUGGAUUUGCUGCAGUUGAAAGAGUAGCAAUAGCUGCAAGACACAGGGAACUAUUGCGUGAUAAAACAGUUUUUCAACAUAUCCAAAGGUGGUUGGGAGUUGAACAGAGGGUCAGCAUAUGUUCUAAGACAUCCAGAGUUGCAGAUGCCUCUUCAAAAUAA